UCAGUUUCUACACGAACGUGUGAUUGAGACUCAUAUGAGUUGAGCUUCAGCAGAGCCGCUGAUGAUCUGAUGCUCUGCUCCAAACACUCGAAAAAGGCUUUGAAAGUGAACGUAAAGUAGCACAGCCGCCGCUCACGAGCGAAAAUGGGAGUUGGGGAUGGACGAGACCAAUAUGAGCUGGCGGCAACGUCAGAGCAAGGAGGAAAGAAAAAGAACAAAAACAAGAAGAAGGAAAAAGAUAUGGAUGAGCUGAAAAAGGAAGUGGAUUUGGAUGAUCACAAACUGACUUUGGAAGAGCUCCACCGUAAAUAUGGUACAGACUUGAGCAGGGGCCUCACAAGCGCUCGUGCAGCAGAGAUUCUAGCCCGUGAUGGACCAAAUGCCCUCACUCCACCUCCAACCACCCCAGAGUGGGUGAAGUUCUGUAAGCAGAUGUUUGGAGGUUUCUCCAUGCUAUUGUGGACCGGUGCUGUUCUCUGUUUUCUUGCAUAUGGGAUUCAAGCAGCAAUGGAAGAUGAGCCUGCUAAUGACAAUCUUUAUUUGGGAGUUGUGCUGUCAGCUGUGGUGAUCAUCACUGGAUGUUUCUCAUACUAUCAAGAGGCAAAGAGUUCAAAAAUCAUGGAUUCUUUCAAGAAUUUGGUUCCCCAGCAAGCAUUGGUUGUCCGUGAUGGUGAGAAGAAACACAUCAAUGCAGAAGAUGUGGUGGUUGGUGAUCUGGUGGAGGUAAAGGGUGGUGACAGGAUCCCUGCUGACCUGAGAAUCAUAGCUUCGCAUGGCUGCAAGGUGGAUAAUUCCUCUCUGACUGGAGAAUCAGAGCCUCAGACACGGUCCCCGGAUUACUCAAAUGAUAAUCCUCUAGAGACCAGGAAUAUUGCUUUCUUCUCCACUAACUGUGUAGAAGGUACCGCACGUGGCAUCGUCAUCAGCACCGGAGACCGUACUGUCAUGGGUCGAAUCGCAACACUUGCAUCUGGUCUAGAGGUCGGACGCACCCCCAUCUCCAUUGAGAUUGAGCACUUUAUCCACAUCAUCACAGGCGUAGCUGUCUUCCUGGGCGUCUCUUUCUUUGUCCUGUCUCUCGCUCUUGGUUACUCCUGGUUGGAAGCUGUUAUCUUUCUUAUUGGCAUCAUUGUGGCCAAUGUACCUGAAGGUCUUCUUGCUACAGUCACGGUUUGUCUCACCCUCACAGCGAAACGCAUGGCUAAGAAAAACUGUUUGGUUAAGAACCUUGAGGCUGUUGAAACGCUGGGCUCAACCUCUACCAUCUGUUCUGAUAAAACUGGCACAUUAACGCAGAAUCGUAUGACCGUAGCCCACAUGUGGUUUGAUAACCAGAUCCACGAGGCUGACACCACAGAGAAUCAGAGCGGGACCUCCUUUGACCGCAGCUCGGCCACCUGGGCGUCAUUGGCUCGUGUUGCCGGGCUCUGCAACAGGGCUGUGUUCCUGGCAGAACAAACUGAUGUGCCAAUUCUAAAGAGAGAUGUUGCUGGGGAUGCGUCUGAAUCUGCUCUGUUGAAAUGCAUUGAGCUUUGCUGUGGAUCAGUGAAAGAAAUGAGAGACAAGUACACUAAAGUGGCAGAAAUCCCUUUCAACUCGACAAAUAAAUAUCAGCUGUCAGUGCACAAGAACCCAAAUGGUGGCACGGAGUCUAAACACCUGCUGGUCAUGAAAGGAGCCCCAGAGAGAAUCCUGGACCGCUGUGCUACUAUAUUGAUCCAAGGCAAGGAGCAACCUUUGGAUGAUGAAAUGAAAGAAGCCUUUCAGAAUGCUUAUCUGGAGCUCGGGGGACUUGGAGAAAGAGUUUUAGGAUUCUGUCAUUUCUACCUCCCUGAUGAGCAGUUUCCAGAAGGCUUCCAGUUUGAUACUGAUGAUGUGAAUUUCCCUACUGAGAAUCUGUGCUUUGUGGGUCUGAUGUCAAUGAUCGACCCUCCACGUGCUGCUGUGCCUGAUGCUGUGGGCAAAUGCAGAAGUGCAGGAAUCAAGGUUAUCAUGGUAACCGGUGACCAUCCCAUCACUGCCAAAGCCAUAGCAAAGGGUGUUGGGAUUAUUUCUGAGGGGAAUGAGACUGUGGAAGACAUCGCUGCUCGCUUGAACAUCCCCGUUAAUGAGGUCAAUCCCAGAGACGCGAAGGCCUGCGUGGUUCAUGGUGGAGACCUGAAGGACCUCACAGCUGAACAGUUAGAUGAUAUUCUGAAGCACCACACAGAAAUUGUGUUUGCCAGAACUUCACCACAGCAGAAACUGAUUAUUGUUGAGGGAUGUCAGCGACAGGGAGCCAUAGUGGCUGUAACAGGGGAUGGUGUGAAUGAUUCUCCAGCACUGAAGAAGGCUGAUAUUGGUGUUGCUAUGGGCAUUGCUGGCUCAGACGUGUCCAAACAGGCUGCUGACAUGAUCCUCCUGGAUGACAACUUUGCCUCAAUUGUCACAGGCGUAGAGGAAGGCCGUCUGAUCUUUGACAACUUGAAGAAGUCCAUUGCUUACACCCUGACCAGCAACAUCCCUGAGAUCACACCCUUCCUGCUCUUCAUUAUCGCCAACAUCCCCUUGCCUCUAGGAACCGUUACCAUUCUGUGUAUUGACCUGGGAACAGACAUGGUCCCUGCUAUUUCUCUGGCAUACGAGGCUGCUGAGAGUGAUAUCAUGAAGAGACAGCCCAGAAACCCUAAAACAGACAAGUUGGUGAAUGAAAGACUUAUUAGCAUUGCGUAUGGACAGAUAGGUAUGAUUCAGGCUCUGGCUGGAUUUUUCACAUACUUUGUCAUUCUGGCUGAAAAUGGCUUCUUACCAUCAAGACUUCUAGGAAUUCGUGUACACUGGGAUGACAAGCAUACUAAUGACCUAGAGGACAGUUAUGGGCAGCAGUGGACAUAUGAACAGAGAAAGAUUGUAGAGUUCACGUGCCACACAGCGUUCUUCACCAGCAUUGUGGUAGUGCAGUGGGCUGAUCUGAUUAUCUGCAAGACCAGGCGCAAUUCUGUCUUCCAACAGGGAAUGAAGAACAAAAUCCUGAUCUUUGGAUUGUUUGAGGAAACAGCACUGGCGGCUUUCUUGUCUUAUUGCCCUGGCAUGGAUGUGGCUCUCAGAAUGUACCCACUCAAGCCCAACUGGUGGUUCUGCGCCUUCCCGUACUCUCUUCUCAUCUUUAUUUAUGAUGAAAUCAGAAAGCUCAUCCUUAGACGCAACCCCGGAGGUUGGGUGGAAAGAGAGACGUACUACUAGACAUCUUUAGUGUUAACACUACUUCUUUGUGUUAUCUUUGUGGCGUUACAGUAGUUUUGCUAUUCUGAAUUUAACCUGUACAUUUUAAAAUAUUUUUAUAUAGAAUAACUGUAGUACUAAAAUCCUGCUGUCAUGCUAAAGAUAGACUCGAAAAGGGUUUUUAAAAUAUGUAACUUGAAUAAACUGUCAACUUGACUAAAAUGUGGUCUCAUUCACAUCAACUUGAUCAUUCAUAGAAGUUAAUUUCCACCUUUCUAUAAAUGUAUUUCCGAAUUAAGCUUAAAAAUAAAAGACAAAACGAGGAUAGGUUGAAUCUAACUUGCUCACUGCAUGGUUCUUUCAAGAUGGCUAAGAGCCUAGUAACCCAGAAGAAUAGAAUCAUGUUGGCAUGGAUACACAGCAGUAGCCCCAAACUAUUUCAUUCAGAAUUUAAGGAACAGAAUGUGCCUCUAUUUUCCUCCCUGUCCUUCAUUCAUUUAGAGGCCACUGGAAUGUUAAGCCACUCUCUGCUUUUUGUUCUCCUGCAGUGGUGUUUCCAUUCAUUUGGCAAAAUACGUUCACCAAAAUACUGAUUUUCCCACAUAAGAUGCAAAGUAAAUUAACUACGUUUUUGACUGUCUCAUAAAUCGUGACUGUAUUGUACUAUGUACUGUAUGAUUCGUUUUGAGUAUGAGCAACAUGAAAGGGCAGUGACACAUUUCCCUUUCAGCUUCUAGAUCAAUAAUUUUCAGCCCACUGUUGAUUGUGAUUCAUCAGUCUAUUAGUGCAUGUGAAUAGUGCAUGCUAUAUAUAUAUAUAUAUAUAUAUAUAUAUAUAUAUAUAUAUAUAUAUUUUUUUUUUUUUUGCCAGUCAAUUAAGUUGCUAAAAAUUAUCUCAGUCAGACUUUGUUGUGAAUGUGAGUAACAACUUGUUUUUGCAUAUAGAGUCUAUAACUGAAACGGUAGUUUAAUAUAAACUGUAAAGCUUACAUUUUGUUUAGAAUUGUGUUGGGCAUUAAGAUCAUAUCAUAUCUGUAAACAAUGAACAAUAUAAUUAUGUAUUAACAGAAACAAUCAGGACUGCUGAUUAAAAAUCUGGUAGGAAAUCUUUA
Messenger RNA from Puntigrus tetrazona (Sumatra barb), 4312 nucleotides. It is a transcript of the gene atp1a1b, whose product is annotated as ATPase Na+/K+ transporting subunit alpha 1b. Bases 145 to 3222 code for a protein of 1025 amino acids. Gene Ontology annotation, molecular function: ATP hydrolysis activity; P-type sodium:potassium-exchanging transporter activity; ATP binding. The transcript is spliced from 22 exons. Gene Ontology annotation, cellular component: membrane. Gene Ontology annotation, biological process: proton transmembrane transport; potassium ion import across plasma membrane; sodium ion export across plasma membrane. The record is from RefSeq and is a predicted model, not a curated record. Lineage: Eukaryota; Metazoa; Chordata; Actinopteri; Cypriniformes; Cyprinidae.